AUGGGUGCAUCAUCAGCUAUGCCAAACGUGGCUCUGUUAGGUUACUGGGUUCUCAUUGUUAUCGUGAAAAGGAGUAUUUCUAAAGGUCGAUGGAAGUGGAGAAUUCCUCCAGGGAGACAUGGGCUCUACAAUGGCUGUAUAACUCUGAUGUCAAAGGUCACGAGCCGUAUCGGCGACUACAGGAACUUUUCCCAGGUCGAGAUGUUCACAAGUGCUGCUAUGCGCUCGGGCUUUGGCAGCGGCGGUCUUGUGGUGGACUUCCCUCAUUCUUCGAAGGCCGAGAACCACUUCCUUGUACUAUAUGCUGAUAGUUCCAACGCCACGGUGCCGCAAGGCCUGAUGGGUACUGCUGAUGGGAAAGCGAUGGUUGAGGGUGAUUCGGCAGUGCGGAAUGCUGGGAGAGUGAGCAGGAAUAGAGGCCUGAGGAGGCGGGACCGGCUACACGAAGGAAGAACAGCAGUGAAGGCACGCAGUUGGACCCAGGAGGAGGAGGAACGACAUCGUGCUCAGGGCCGUGAUGUAGAGCAUGACUCAAAGUGA
Molecule: messenger RNA, 540 nt
Organism: Perkinsus marinus ATCC 50983
Lineage: Eukaryota; Perkinsozoa; Perkinsida; Perkinsidae
Exons: 6
Coding region: 1-540 (179 amino acids)
Biological process (GO): rRNA (guanine-N7)-methylation
Cellular component (GO): nucleolus
Molecular function (GO): rRNA (guanine) methyltransferase activity
Source: RefSeq, a predicted model, not a curated record